AUGAUGUUGGCGAGGUCUUCUUUGCGCUCGACGCGCACCCUCAAUGGGCUCCGAAAUGGCGCGACCGCUGUCACCAAGCGGACGAUUUCGGCUAGCUCUGGUGCCGCGAAGGAAGCUACUCCUACCUCCAUGAACAUUGCCGCCGUCGCUUCGACUUCCCUGGCUGUUGGCUCCAUUGCCUGGUACUACCACAUGUACGGACCUGUGGCUCACGCUUCGACACCUGCUGAGGAGGGUCUUCACCCCACCAAGUACCCCUGGGUUCACGAGCAGUGGUUCAAGACCUUUGACCACCAGGCCCUGCGCCGAGGUUUCCAGGUUUACCAGGAGGUGUGCGCCUCGUGCCACUCUCUCAGCCGAAUUCCUUACCGUACGCUUGUCGGCACCGUCCUGACCGUCGACGAGGCCAAGGCUCUCGCUGAAGCCAACGAAUACGAGGGCGAGCCCGAUGAGCAGGGCGAGACCACAAUGCGCCCUGGAAAGCUCGCCGACUACGUUCCCUCUCCUUACAAGAAUGAGGAGGCUGCCCGAUUUGCCAACAACGGUGCCCUGCCCCCUGAUCUGAGCUUGAUUGUCAAGGCUCGCCACGGUGGCUGCAACUACAUUUUCGACCUCUUGACUGGCUACCCCGAGGAGCCCCCUGCCGGCGCCGUCGUCGCUCCUGGAAUGAACUUCAACCCCUACUUCCCCGGCACUGGCAUCGCCAUGGCCCGUGUGCUCUACGAUGGACUCGUCGAGUACGAGGAUGGCACCCCUGCCUCGACCUCGCAGAUGGCCAAGGAUGUUGUCGAAUUCCUCAACUGGGCUGCCGAGCCUGAGAUGGACGACCGCAAGAAGAUGGGCAUGAAGGUCCUUGUUGUCACCUCUGUACUAUGGGCGAUGAGCGUGUGGGUCAAGCGAUACAAGUGGGCUUGGCUCAAGUCGAGGAAGCUGGCAUACGACCCUCCCAAGGAGAGCAAGGUCCGCCACUGA
Molecule: messenger RNA, 972 nt
Organism: Emericellopsis cladophorae
Lineage: Eukaryota; Fungi; Ascomycota; Sordariomycetes; Hypocreales; Bionectriaceae
Product: Cytochrome c1
Exons: 4
Coding region: 1-972 (323 amino acids)
Biological process (GO): mitochondrial electron transport, ubiquinol to cytochrome c
Molecular function (GO): heme binding; electron transfer activity
Source: RefSeq, a predicted model, not a curated record